AUGUCAGCCACAUUUCCCGGCCUGGUCCAUGAUUCCGAGAUACGUCAUGACGGGUCCAACAGUUAUCGUCUGAUGCAACUCGGUUGCCUCGAGAGCGUCGCCAACUCUUCGGUGGCCUACAGCUCGUCCUCGCCGCUCACAGCCUACCCCCCGGCGGCCACAGAGUUCGCCUCGCCCUACUUCUCCACCAACCACCAGUACACCCCCCUGCACCACCAGUCCUUCCACUAUGACUUCCAGCACUCCCACCCAGCCGUGGGCCCAGAAGCAUAUGGCCUCAACUCUCUCCACUCCGGGCAGUACUACCAGCAGAUUCACCAUGCAACACAUGGAGAUGCAGACUUCAUCAACCUGCACAGUGCCCGUGCACUCAAGUCCUCGUGCCUGGAUGAUCAGCAGAGGCGCGAGUUGGGCUGCCUGGACGCUUACCGGCGACAUGACCUGUCUUUGAUGACGUCACACGGCGGACAGUAUAGCAUGCACCACGACCAGAGGCUGCUGCCUGCGGCAGGUCUGGGGCUCCCAAACCCUGGGGCGGAUGACCUGCAGGGCUCCGUCGAGGCGCAGUGCGGGCUCAUGCUCAAUGGCCAAGGUGGCGUCAUCCGAAGAGGAGGUACCUGUGUGGUGAACCCGACAGAUCUGUUCUGCUCUGUCCCUGGCCGUCUGUCCCUCCUGAGCUCAACCUCCAAAUAUAAAGUCACCAUCGCUGAGGUGAAGAGACGCCUCUCGCCUCCAGAGUGUCUCAACGCCUCACUACUGGGAGGAAUCCUCCGCAGAGCUAAGUCUAAGAAUGGUGGUCGUUGUCUGAGAGAGAAGUUGGAUCGACUGGGACUCAACCUGCCAGCUGGUCGGAGAAAAGCUGCCAACGUUACACUCCUCACCUCUCUGGUGGAAGGUGAGGCGCUCCACCUGGCUAGAGACUUUGGUUAUACGUGUGAGACAGAGUUUCCUACCAAGGCAGUAGGAGAACACCUUGCCAGUCAACACAAUGAACCCAAGGAGACCAACGCACGCAAGAAGAUGGUGCUGGCCACCAAGCAGAUCUGUAAAGAGUUUCAGGACCUGUUGAGUCAGGACCGUUCUCCUCUUGGCUCCUCCAGACCCACACCUAUACUGGACCUGGAUAUACAGAGACACCUCACACACUUCAGUCUGAUCACCCAUGGGUUUGGGACUCCGGCGGUGUGCGCAGCUCUUAGCACCUUCCAGACCGUUCUCAGUGAGAUGCUCAACUACCUGGACAAACAAUCUGCCGCUGGGAACCAUGGGAAAACCUCAGGUCAGGAGACGGAAAAGACCGGAAACGCCCGUAAAAACAGCGAACCGCUCAAUAAAGAGGAGAAAGCUGAAAAGACAGAGUAACCCCUUCCCUGUGCCUUGGGAGGAUGAGCUAUGGAGGCAGAUAUGUUGAUUAAUUCUGAACAACAGGAAGUAGAGACAUGGACUUCUGGUCACCGCCAUCUGGGAGCCAACAGGAGAGGAGCACACUGUUCUUCCUUCAGCCUCCAC
Molecule: messenger RNA, 1509 nt
Organism: Oncorhynchus masou masou (cherry salmon)
Lineage: Eukaryota; Metazoa; Chordata; Actinopteri; Salmoniformes; Salmonidae
Product: transcription factor AP-2-delta-like
Exons: 8
Coding region: 1-1362 (453 amino acids)
Biological process (GO): regulation of cell population proliferation; regulation of transcription by RNA polymerase II; anatomical structure development
Cellular component (GO): nucleus
Molecular function (GO): DNA-binding transcription factor activity, RNA polymerase II-specific; RNA polymerase II transcription regulatory region sequence-specific DNA binding
Source: RefSeq, a predicted model, not a curated record